GCCCGCCCAGCGUUAACGACUAAGUACUCAAGAAGAAGAAGAAGUUGACGGAAGUGACGCAAAUAUUUUGAACGCUUACCGCGCUGAGGGUUGAGUGUAUUUCUGGAUUAGUUUAACGCGGUCUGUUUAUUCGUCCUCAGGCAUUAUGAAGAGAGCGGACAGAGCUCUGGGUAAAGACACAGCGAUUCCCUCACAUCCUAACUUAGCAUGUAAGAAAGUUAACACCAGGCCUGAACCUGAGACUCUGAUCAGGAAGAACCCAGGCAAAAGUCUUAAAGGCCCCUCAGUGAGAUUCGGAUUCCAGAGUGAUGUAAAAGAACAAAAUCGGCUCUUGGUGCUGAUGAAUGAAGAUUUGCAGAAACAGGUUACAGAUUUGAAGGAAAGUGUGUCUGUAUUAGAACAACGCUGUGGUGAUCUUCAAGAAAACAACACUGAAAUUAAAAAACAUCUUAGAGACUGUCAUGUACUACUUAUUGCAGAAAACCUUGAUCCAGUUUCAGGGGAGAAAUUUGGUGAAGCAGCAGAACAGAGGGCAGGACAAAGAAAAGAAGUCAUGACUGUUUCCCAAAACCUUUUAACCGAGCUGAAGCAGUUUGAAGAUUUUACAAACGAGCACAGAACACAUUUAACAGAGGUGCAGAACACCAUGAGAAGUCUUAAAGGAGCCAGAGAAAAGCUUCACAAGGAGCGGGAAUCAUUUUGUAUGUAUGCAGAAAACAUGGAGAAAGCACUGGAGGAUGCAGAGAGGCUGCUGAUAGAGUGAAAAAUACAGUUUUUGAUAGGAGAAGGAAUUAGAUGGUUAUUUCAUAAAUAAAAAAUUUUGUGCUCAUUCUUUUUAAAUAAAAAGUACUACAAAUAAAUUAGGCUUGUCUUAGUAAUACUAUCUCCUGCUUAACUGUAUGUGAUAUCCUGUUCAACUUGUAUCAAACUUCCCCACAAAUAAUUUUGUAUAGUCAGUGUGGAGGAAAAUAAUAAAGCUUUAUAUGUAUUAGCUACAAAAUCACAAAUAAAUUGUGCAUUAUUUAAGUUGCUGAAAAUAUAUUGGUAAUUUUU
Messenger RNA from Clarias gariepinus (North African catfish), 1053 nucleotides. It is a transcript of the gene knstrn, whose product is annotated as kinetochore localized astrin (SPAG5) binding protein. Gene Ontology annotation, cellular component: mitotic spindle; kinetochore; microtubule plus-end. Gene Ontology annotation, biological process: regulation of attachment of spindle microtubules to kinetochore; mitotic sister chromatid segregation; spindle organization. The transcript is spliced from 8 exons. The coding region runs from base 146 to 763 and encodes 205 amino acids. The record is from RefSeq and is a predicted model, not a curated record. Lineage: Eukaryota; Metazoa; Chordata; Actinopteri; Siluriformes; Clariidae.